GGGGCGCACUGCACCAGCGGCUUCGGCUUGGUGGAUGUGUAUGCAUGAGUUCUGCACCGAAUGGGCGCAAAAAGCGCCCCAGCCGGUCCACCCGCUCCUCGAUCUUCCAGAUCAGCAAGCCCCCGCUGCAGAGCGGGGAUUGGGAGCGCAGGGGCAGCGGCUCCGAGAGCGCUCACAAAACCCAGCGAGCCCUGGACGACUGCAAGAUGCUUGUCCAAGAGUUCAACACGCAAGUGGCCCUGUACCGAGAGUUGGUCAUUUCUAUUGGGGACGUCUCAGUCAGCUGCCCCUCACUAAGAGCGGAAAUGCACAAGACAAGAACCAAAGGCUGUGAAAUGGCCCGUCAGGCACACCAAAAACUGGCUGCCAUCUCAGGCCCAGAAGAUGGUGAAAUCCACCCAGAAAUCUGUCGGCUUUACAUCCAGCUGCAGUGCUGCUUGGAAAUGUAUACGACAGAGAUGCUAAAAUCCAUAUGUCUGCUGGGGUCUCUUCAGUUUCAUCGAAAAGGAAAGGAACCUGGCGGGGCAACCAAGAGUUUGGAUUGCAAAAUUGAGGAGAGUGCUGACACACCUGCCCUAGAGGACUCCUCGUCAUCCCCCAUAGAUAGUCAGCAACAUUCCUGGCAGGUUUCCACAGACAUCGAGAACACUGAAAGAGACAUGCGAGAAAUGAAAAACCUUUUAAGCAAACUCAGGGAAACUAUGCCUUUACCAUUGAAAAAUCAAGAUGACAGCAGCCUUCUGAAUCUAACUCCCUACCCCCUGGUUAGAAGACGGAAGAGAAGGUUCUUUGGCCUAUGUUGUCUCGUCUCAAGCUAGGCGGCUCCUCUUGGAAACCCGCUGGGAACACCGGAAAAAAAAAAAAAAAAAAUCACAAAACCUGAGGACCUCCAGACAGCUGAACCACACAUUUAUUGGUUUUUGACUAUGUUUUCUAUGCUUCCUUAUUUUACCUGCUUCCCCCUGCCCUUUUAAAUGAUUUUACACUCGAAAGCAGCUGCCAUCAAGGGGGAAAAAAAAAAAAACAGAUUAAAAAAGCAGGCUGUUUUUAAAAAGAAUUUUUAAAGCUGACAUUGCGCAUGUCUGCUCCAAACCAUGCCGUGACAGAUGCAAGAAUUAUGAUUUUUAAAUUAUUUAAAGGUUUUUUUAAAUGUAUUAUACAGAGAAAAAUUAUUUCAUGUAUAAUAGUAUAUCUAUAGCUCUUACUGAUCUCAUAUUAACAAUUUAUCGUAUACGAAAGAAGUCUUUAAGCAUAGAAAUCUAUUUAAAACUACAAAACUUUGUUCAAAAAUCCAAUCUAUCAGUAUUAGAAAUAAUAUUAGAAGCAAACAUAUACCACCUUACCUACUGCUUUCUCUGCAUUCAUUUACAUUUAGUCUUCCAUUCUGUCAGAAUCUAAGUGCUUCACCAUAAAUAUAUCUUAAUUUGUAAUGCAACAAACACCACAUAUGAAAAGUACUUAAAUUUUGUAAAUAUAUAAUAAUCCUAAUACCUUCAUAUAAUGCAUAUGGGCAACUAAUUUCCUUUUGAUCCAAUGGUGUCUUUUUCAGCUUCUUGGAGAAUGAAGUAAUCCAGUUAGGAAAUGGUGUAGUAACAUAUACAACUACCCUCAAAUGUAAAAUUGAAUAUUAUCACAUUUUGUUCUAAUUGAAAUCUGAAGCAUGGUGUCUGCACAUCAGCAUAGUGUUAAAUCUUAUAGGGCAUGCUGGAAUUAGCUCAGAUCGUAAAAAUAUUUAACAUUUUACAUUGUUAAUAAGAUUUUUUUAGUUAAGCUAAGCUUGUCUCAUUUUAGAUGACUAUGCAGAUAUGACUUUUCCAAUGUGUACUUAGUGUCUUGUCUUAUGCUUAGAAUCUUGAAAGCAGGACACAUUAAGCAAUACUGUAUUUUAGAAAAGAGGAAACCACAUGCUUUGUUUUUCUGCUCACAGCUUUGUUGUGAUCUUCCUCCACUAAACUUGUAACAUGGUACAAAUUUUGUUAUAUUUUCUCCUGUUCUUCCUUUGGCCCAUUUCCCAGAAAGAAUUUCCCAUGGGUUGAGAGAUCAAGUCUUUGCACUUUUUUUCUUGUUUUCCAUAGUCUGAGAAAUCUUUGAGUCAGACAGGAGGCACCAGUGCCUAGUACAAUAGAAGGAUGAGCUAGAUGUCUAUAAGUGGUUUAUCCAAAACACAUCCUUUGUUCCAACCCUGUACUUUCUCGAUACUUAUGUGCACAGGCAUUUAUAUGUAUACCAAUAAUUUGACCUAAAAACUAAAUGUAUGAAAGCCUUUAGCUUUAGUGAAGAUGAAGAGAGAUACAGAUGAACUAUUGGAAUACUUAUUGUAUUAGGUUGAAUUACAUUAAAUUGCUGUUAUUUGACUGUUUUGACCUACAAAAUGGCAGUUUCAUAUAGUUCAACCUAAUAUCUGAUGUUGUGGAAAUUACACUUGGAAUUGUCUUCUAGCCCUUUUGAUUGAAAGUGAAAGAAUUAAAGGGUUGGAAGAGAUCUCAAAAGCUAUGCAGGUCUCUAUUGAGAUCAUACCAGCUGCUUGUUGGCCUUAUUCUUGGAGUCCAGACUUGUGUUCCAAUAAACCAUUAAUUAGCACAUGGUUAUAGGUAGGCCUGGCUUUACAAAAAGAAGAACCCUUGAAAAGUUAUAUGAGAAAAUCAUAAUUUGCUAAAUCAAAUACUUAUAAAACAAUUGUGGGAAUGUGCUAUUUAAAGACUCCUAGAGUGGAUACUCCCAUACAAAAUGAGCAACCACUCCCAGACUUACCUGAUCUGCAAACCUUGAUUUUCAUAAAUCAAGUUUGAUUAAAGCUUGAUAUCCUUUCCUGAAUCCAGUUCAUUUUCAUCCCCUGAGGAGAUUUCAUUUAAGGUUCAUUGUUUUCGAAAUUAUGAAGUAGCCCAGUUUGGCAGCUCUCAGCUUCCCUGUCUGCCUUCUUUCUCCCACACUUCAACUAUGUUGAACUCUAGCUUCAAUCUAGUUUCUACUAAUCCAUGCAAAGUUAUUAACUGAUAAGCCCAACCUUGGUGUUCAGCA
Molecule: messenger RNA, 3018 nt
Organism: Lemur catta (Ring-tailed lemur)
Lineage: Eukaryota; Metazoa; Chordata; Mammalia; Primates; Lemuridae
Gene: RGS7BP
Product: regulator of G protein signaling 7 binding protein
Exons: 6
Coding region: 45-818 (257 amino acids)
Biological process (GO): G protein-coupled receptor signaling pathway
Cellular component (GO): postsynapse; neuron projection; nucleus
Source: RefSeq, a predicted model, not a curated record